Aureobasidium subglaciale EXF-2481 is the source of this 1008-nucleotide messenger RNA. RefSeq lists its product as uncharacterized. Lineage: Eukaryota; Fungi; Ascomycota; Dothideomycetes; Dothideales; Saccotheciaceae. Gene Ontology annotation, molecular function: hydrolase activity, acting on carbon-nitrogen (but not peptide) bonds. The transcript has 8 exons. The record is from RefSeq and is a predicted model, not a curated record. The coding region runs from base 94 to 1008 and encodes 304 amino acids. Gene Ontology annotation, biological process: carbohydrate metabolic process.
UUGAGUGUAUAAGCACUCGCAUCGCCAAGUCCUCGUAUUGUAUAUCUUUCGUAGACGUCAUUUAGCCGAACCACAUUGUCACGUACCACCAGCAUGGGCAAGAAGAGAGUCUUGGUCGGCUAUGGCGUCGACGUCGAUGCUGUAGCCGGUUGGAUCAAUACCAAAGACGGCAGCGUACAAAAUGGUACCAACGUGUCUCGAGGCAUUUUUGGAGCCACCGUUGGUCUUGACAGACUACUCAAGCUGUUUGAGAAACAUGAUAUAAAAGCAACUUUCUUUACACCCGCCCACACCGUCGAAUCGUUUCCAAAGCAAUUGACCAAAGUCAGAGAUGCAGGCCAUGAGAUCGGCCUUCAUGGCUACACCCACGAACAUAUCUCCGGCCUAUCAGCCUCGCAACAAAGAGAUGUGCUCCAAAAGUCCAUCGAAGUGCUGACUACGUUUACUGGGAAGAAACCUCAAGGCUACACAGCUCCAGCCUGGGAUACAAGUAAAGAGCUGAUGCCUUUACUCGAAGAAUUCGGCAUAGUCUACGAUCAUAGCUUUAUGCAUCAUGAUCUGCAACCAUACUUCGCACCAGACUCCAGUCAUCAGUGGGUGGAAACCAAUCUGGCAAACGAAGCCGCGACAUGGAUGUCGCCAAUGACAAGGCUCAAACCUAGCAAGAUUGUCGAGAUUCCUGCGAACUGGCACGUGGAUGAUUGGCCGCCUUUGCAACCCAUGCCGGGAAGAGCUGGAACGCAUGGAUUCGUCAGUACGCACGAGCUGGAGAAAUUAUGGCUCGAGCAAUUCGACUUUGCAUAUGAAGAAUAUGACAGCUUCAUCUUUCCAAUGUCCAUACAUCCGCAAGUCAGUGGAAAGCCACAGGUCAUCAAGAUGCAUGAACGUAUCAUCAACUACAUCAACAAGCAUGGAGGAGUCGAAUGGAUGUCUUUCGCAGACAUGGCAAAGGAGUUCCUGGAAGGGCGAAUCGCAGGGGUUGAGAUUGAGGGUGGAGCAGAGACCUGA